Messenger RNA from Motacilla alba alba, 1266 nucleotides. It is a transcript of the gene SKA1, whose product is annotated as spindle and kinetochore associated complex subunit 1. Lineage: Eukaryota; Metazoa; Chordata; Aves; Passeriformes; Motacillidae. The record is from RefSeq and is a predicted model, not a curated record. The transcript has 7 exons. Gene Ontology annotation, molecular function: microtubule binding. Gene Ontology annotation, cellular component: outer kinetochore; mitotic spindle; spindle microtubule. The coding region runs from base 14 to 1069 and encodes 351 amino acids. Gene Ontology annotation, biological process: mitotic cell cycle; cell division; chromosome segregation.
GCCCUCAGCGCGCAUGCGCCCUGCCCAGCGCCCGCCCGAGCGCGGCGGAUUCAAACCGGGGCUCGACCCGGGCCGCGGCAGCCGCGCCCCAGCGUCCUUCUUCUUCUUCCUCCUCCUCCUUCUCCUCCUCCUCCUUCUCCUUCUCCUUCUCCUUCUUCUGAGAGAGUGGGACCGGGACCGGGAAGCAGUGGCGCUGGGCCUGGUAAAACGUGAGGAGAAACCGUGCGCAGGGGUGAGCUCGAUCCCCUCAGGGUAUCCCGAUCCGCCUCGGAGGGUCCUGGUUCCGCUCAGUGUGAUGGUGAAGGAUAUGACAUCCUCAAGCCUGGAAGAUUUAUGUCUCCACAUCAAUAUGAAGAUUUCAAAUAUUAAAAAGUGUCUCCUAAUAAGACACAUAGGUGAGGAUGAUUCCCGCAAGCCUGUGCUCCAUAAGAUAAAGAAUGAGGUGGUCCUUGUACAUGAUCUCCUGAAUAAAAUGGAAAGUGAAAUUAAACAGCAAGAAAAACUGAAAGAUUCACUCAAAGAGAUCCAGAAGGCUGCUGAAAGGGAUCAGAAGGAAGCACAGCACAUUCUUGAACACAUUCCACGCUAUCUGCCUAAACCACCCCAGAGCUGCGACAUCGUGCCAACUGUGAAACACCAAGGACAAACAAAGGCUGUAGAAGCCAAAUCUGAGAAGAAACCUGCAAAAGAGAAAAAAGCCAUUAAAGAAGCAGCAUUAAUAACCACAGAGGAGUUUGAAAGUGUUCCUGCCUAUUUGAAAGGCCGUAUAACGUAUGAUCAGAUUAAUACAGUUGUUCAAGAGAUGAACAAGGCCGUGGUGGGCAAGUACAUGAUCUUGUAUCAGCCUUUGAAGUCUAUGAGUGCACCAGUCAGAAACCUCUACCACAGGUUCAAAGAAGAGGAAACUAAAGAAACAAAAGGAGCAUUUUUCAUCGUGGAGGAUGAUAUCAAGGAGUUCACUCAGCUGAAAUUGGACAAGAGAUUCCACAGCAUCCUCAGCAUUCUGAGGCACUGCCAGAGAGUGAGAGAGAUUCGUGGCUCGGGGCUCAUCCGCUACGUCAUCUGCUAACAGCUCCCCAACACCCUGCCCUGCUGUCCAGACAGCAACAGGGAGGGGUUUUCAGGCACCCCCCCUAAAUUAGGAGUGGUGUUUGUGUUUGAGUUUUGUUGUGCAAAGUCAAGAGGAACUACAGACCCAAACCAGAAAGUCAGCUGGGCAAAUUUUCUGGUCAGUAAAGUAAAAAAAGUAAAGUUCUCUGUAUGUUA